Messenger RNA from Nannospalax galili (Upper Galilee mountains blind mole rat), 1749 nucleotides. It is a transcript of the gene Atg4c, whose product is annotated as autophagy related 4C cysteine peptidase. The transcript has 11 exons. The record is from RefSeq and is a predicted model, not a curated record. Bases 160 to 1536 code for a protein of 458 amino acids. Lineage: Eukaryota; Metazoa; Chordata; Mammalia; Rodentia; Spalacidae. Gene Ontology annotation, molecular function: protein-phosphatidylethanolamide deconjugating activity.
CUGAUCUUGCCUCUACCUCUGUAAUGCUGGGAUUAUAGGCAUGGGCCACCAUACCCACUUUACGUGGUGCUGAUUGAACCCAGCGCUUUGUGCAUGCUAGUACAUUGAAUUUUACAAAGGAAUGCUAUCGAGUGAUGGCUUUUUCAUUAGAAUUUGAAUAUGGAGGCCACAGGAACAGAUGAAGUUGACAAGCUAAAAACUAAAUUUAUAUCUGCUUGGAACAACAUGAAAUAUAGUUGGGUGUUAAAAACAAAGACAUAUUUUAGUAGAAAUUCACCUGUGUUAUUGCUUGGAAAAUGUUAUCAUUUUAAAUAUGAAGAUGAAAGUAAGAUGUUAACUGCAAGAUCCGUAUGUGCAAUAGAAGAUCAUGUAAUUGCGGGAAAUGUGGAAGAAUUUCGUAAGGAUUUCAUUUCUAGGAUAUGGCUGACCUAUAGGGAAGAAUUUCCUCAAAUAGAAGGUUCAGCUUUGACAACAGAUUGUGGCUGGGGCUGUACGCUGAGAACUGGUCAGAUGCUGCUGGCUCAAGGACUGGUACUGCACUUUCUUGGUAGAGAUUGGACCUGGCCUGAUGCAUUGAAUAUUGAAAAUUCAGAUUCUGAAUCAUGGACUUCCAACACUGUAAAGAAAUUUACUGCAUCAUUUGAAGCAUCACUUUCAGGGGAAAGAGAAUUCAAAACUCCAGCAAUUUCUCUGAAGGAGACAAUUGGGAAAUAUUCUGAUGAUCGUGAAAUACAAAAUGAAAUCUAUCAUAGGAAAAUCAUCUCUUGGUUUGGUGAUUCCCCAUUGGCUUUCUUUGGCUUACAUCAACUAAUAGAGUAUGGAAAGAAGUCUGGGAAAAAAGCUGGAGAUUGGUAUGGACCAGCGGUGGUUGCUCACAUUUUAAGAAAAGCAAUUGAAGAAGCAAGACACCCUGAUUUACAAGGAAUAACUAUAUAUGUUGCACAAGAUUGUACAGUUUACAGUUCUGAUGUAAUUGAUAAACAGAAUGAUCCUAUGACGUGUGGUGAUGCUGGUGACAAGGCUGUUAUUAUUUUAGUUCCUGUUAGACUUGGUGGAGAAAGAACCAACACUGACUACCUGGAGUUUGUGAAGGGUGUUUUAAGCCUUGAAUAUUGUGUGGGAAUUAUUGGUGGCAAACCUAAGCAGUCAUAUUACUUUGCUGGAUUUCAAGAUGACAGUUUGAUUUACAUGGAUCCUCAUUACUGCCAGUCUUUUGUAGAUGUCAGCAUAAAGGAUUUCCCUCUUGAGACAUUCCACUGCCCUUCUCCUAAAAAGAUGUCUUUUCGAAAAAUGGAUCCUAGCUGUACGAUAGGAUUUUACUGUCGAAAUGUUCAGGACUUUGAACGAGCUUCUGAAGAAAUCACUAAGAUGUUGAAAAUUUCCUCUAAGGAGAAAUACCCCUUAUUUACCUUUGUAAAUGGCCAUUCCAGAGACUUUGAUUUUACAUCUACUACAGCCAAUGAAGAAGACCUUUUCUCAGAAGAUGAAAAGAAAAACUUAAAAAAAUUUAGCACAGAAGAGUUUGUCUUACUUUGAGGAUUAACGUGCUUGUGCUUAACUGAGAAGAGCUGUUUAAAGUGGGAAAAUGAGUAACCAGUAUUCUCAAGACUCUUAUCACAGACAUCCUAACUGAAUAUGCCCUUUUAAAAAAGAACAUUAGAAAACACACUUUAAAGAUAUUUUUCUGAAAGAUAAAUUAUUUGGUGACUCUUGCUUUCUAAUAAUAAAUAACAAAUGAUUCUGAUUGUA